Molecule: messenger RNA, 1449 nt
Organism: Clupea harengus (Atlantic herring)
Lineage: Eukaryota; Metazoa; Chordata; Actinopteri; Clupeiformes; Clupeidae
Product: olfactory receptor 2AT4-like
Exons: 1
Coding region: 47-1024 (325 amino acids)
Source: RefSeq, a predicted model, not a curated record
CCGGUAUGUCACUAUUUACCUUUUUCUAACUGUGUGUUUUUACAGCAUGUCUGAAGAGAAUAACCUUACUACAACAAUCAAAGAGUUUAUUCUGGUGGGCUUUCCUGGACUGCAUCCUGAUUAUUAUGAACUAGUGGCAUUCAUACUCUGUCUUCUCUAUCUCAGCAUUAUAGCAGGAAACUCUACCUUUGUGGUCAUAUUUGCACUCAAGCCUGGUCUCCAUAAACCUAUGUUUAUUAUCAUGCUGAGUUUGACUCUGUCUGACAUUGGAUUCAGCACUGUUGCACUGCCAAAGAUAAUAGCGCGGUACUGGUUUGAUGAUACAGUCAUAUCUUUCCAUGCGUGCUUCAUGCAAAGGUUAUUUAUCCACAGCUUUGGCUCUCUUAACUCUUUCAUUAUGAUGAUCAUGGCUUUGGAUCGUUACUUAGCCAUAUGUUUUCCUCUCAGAUAUCCUGUGCUGAUGAAACAUUGCACUAUGAUCAUCCUCAACUGCUUUGCCUGGGUUUUCUCCUUGGUCCCGACAGGUAUCUCGUUUAUCUACACCUACAUGCUUCCAUAUUGUGGGCCCAAUCGAAUCUAUCAUUGUUAUUGUGAACAAAACUCCAUCCUCUCACUGGCAUGUGAUCGCGAAAGGGGGCCUGAAUUGAUUAGCUUCUGUUUAGCCAUGCUGGUGCUACUAAUACCCCUGGCUUUCAUAAUCUACUCCUACAUUCACAUAAUAGCCACUGUAGCAGGAAUAGCCAGUUCACAGGGCAGAUGGAAGGCUUUCUCCACCUGCAGCACCCAAAUGUUCAUCAUCACUAUUUACUAUCUGCCACGCUGCACUGUCUAUGUGUGCAAUUUGGUUGGGAUAUCGAUGGAUGCCGAUAUCCGUAUUGUGGUCGCUCUCUUCUACAGUUUGUUACCCCCACUUGUAAAUCCUCUCAUCUACUGCUUCAGAACAAAGGACAUCCACCAGACUCUGGUUCAAUGGGUCAGUGUAAAAUGGGUGGGGAAGUCCUCCAUUGCUUCCAUUUCUUCAUGAAAGGGUUUUUAAAGCUAAUUAGUUAAAACUUUUUGAAAAGUUCAUAAUACAGCUUCUCAUAGUGUUGCGAACAGUUCCAUGGAAUUGAAUGGGCUAUCCUAACGAUCAGAGGUCUGAUAUUACUUUAUAUUGACCGCUGCAAAAAAAUGAUGACCACCGCCAUUGGCGACGGGUUUUGUGCUUCUAAUUCACAUCUUUCACAUGAUUCCGUGAGUAGUCCGUUCACUUUUCGUAACGAAUAUUCAGUGUAACUUGAGGUCAGCAAGUUGAAUUCUAAUCUUUAAAAUUCUAUUUGUGUGAAGAACUAUGUCUUUUCUCAGCGGAAGACACAAAACAGCAACAAAAACACUUAAAAAGAGACAUUUUGGAGGAAUCUCUUUUAUUGUUUUGGCAAGUUACUCUAUAAUAAGUGGAAUGAUGUAUAG